CUGGCCUACAGCUGGCCCUACAGCUGGGCGGCGUCCCCAAGCGGGCGGCGAGGUGGCUAGGCAUCUGUCCCUGAGGGUGGGGGGCGGCUCUGGCGUCUACCCAGAGUCCGCUCCGCCCGCUAGCUGCUUGAUCUUGGGGUGCAGAGCCAGGCGGGGCCGGGCGGGGACAGCGGCGAUCAAAGGCACGUGGGACCCUGAGAGGCUGGGCAUGGAACUCGGGCCCCGGGAAGCUCUGCGAGGGCAUCUGGAGGGGACCAGAGCUGCAAGGAGGUGAGGAGAGACGCCUAGAGGGCACCGGCCACCCCAAGAAGUCUGGGGACGCAGCCGAUCGGACUGGCGCGGGGACUGACUCAGCGCUGGGCAGGGACACAGCUCUGAGCCCAGCCACCGCACAAAACUGGAUGGUGUGAACUGGCUGCUGUGCGCAGUUGAACUUUGUCUCCUCUAGAGCGUGGAUCUUGGGCAAUGGCAGCAGGCCUGGGCCCCUGGAAUGGCACCAUCAAUAGCACUUGGAAUGGAGAUGAGCCCGGCUACAAGUGUCGUUUCAACGAGGACUUCAAGUAUGUGCUGCUGCCUGUGUCCUAUGGAGUCGUGUGUGUGCUGGGGCUGUGCCUGAACGUCGUGGCACUCUACAUCUUCUUGUGCCGCCUCAAGACCUGGAACGCCUCCACCACGUACAUGUUCCACCUGGCGGUGUCUGACUCUCUGUACGCAGCCUCCCUGCCACUGCUGGUUUAUUACUACGCCAAGGGUGACCACUGGCCUUUCAGCACGGUGCUCUGCAAGUUGGUGCGAUUCCUCUUCUACACCAACCUCUACUGCAGCAUCCUCUUCCUCACCUGCAUCAGCGUGCACCGGUGCCUGGGCGUCCUGCGCCCUCUGCACUCCCUGCGUUGGGGCCGGGCCCGCUAUGCCCGCCGAGUGGCUGCAGUCGUGUGGGUGCUAGUGCUGGCCUGCCAGGCACCCGUGCUCUACUUCGUCACCACUAGUGUGCGGGACACCCGCAUCACCUGCCACGACACCUCGGCCCGAGAGCUCUUCAAUCACUUUGUGGCCUACAGCUCUGUCAUGCUGGGCCUGCUCUUCGCAGUACCCUUCUCCAUCAUCCUCGUCUGUUACGUACUUAUGGCCCGGCGGCUUCUGAAGCCGGCUUAUGGGACCUCAGGAGGCCUGCCUCGGGCCAAGCGCAAGUCAGUGCGCACCAUUGCCGUGGUACUGGCUGUCUUUGCCCUCUGCUUCCUGCCUUUCCAUGUCACCCGCACCCUCUACUACUCGUUCCGCUCGUUGGACCUCAGCUGUCACACCCUCGAUGCUAUCAACAUGGCAUACAAGAUCACCCGGCCACUGGCCAGCGCCAACAGUUGCCUUGACCCUGUGCUCUACUUCCUGGCAGGGCAGAGGCUCGUUCGCUUUGCCCGAGAUCCCAAGCCACCCACAGAGCCCUCCCCGACCACCCCCAGCCCCCAAGCUCGGCGCAGGCUGGGCCUGCACAGGUCCAACAGAACAGACACCAUAAGGAAAAAUGUGUCAAUAAGUAGUGAUGACUCUAAGCAUGAUGACUCUAAGCGGACAGAGUCCACACCGGCUGGGAAUGAGACUAAGGACAUCCGGCUAUAGGUCAGCACCCCUCAGGCCUGUGCUAGCUCAUGGUGGGGAGCUGUAGGGGACCAAGGCCUAUUCACAUGGGAUGAUAUCCUCAGAUACGGACCAUCGGCGAUUCUCAUUUGGCAGGGCCUCAGGAAACUCACACUGUGGUCCCGGAGAGUCACUAAGCUGCAAAGUCUCCAGUCAUCAUCUGUAUGUGUGAGUUGGAGAAUCAUGGUUCAAGAAAGACAAGCAUUCAGGGCCAAUGCCACCUGACUCCCAUGCAGACAGCUGGCCGUUUCUGCCAAGUUACCUAGCUGCAAUCCAGCCUCCCACAUCUUAUGGAGAGAGGAAGAUGACCUGCCAAGGUCACACAGCAGAAUAUGAGCUCGCUAGCUGGAUUGGAGAUGCGGUCACAGCAUGACUAGAUGACUCUUGUAAGUAGUCAGGGCUGAUUCCCAACAGUGGCCUGGGGUGGGAGUGGGUACCACAGUGUACUCAGCUCAGAGAAGGACUCUCAGGCCAGAGAUGAACAUCUGAGGACUGAUGUCAGACCCAUCUGAAGACUGCCCUGUGCUGGGAGCCAGGCUGAAGCUGUAACAUGUUGAAGGUUGUGUCACUGGUUGGGCUGUGCUCUGCUACAUGAUCAGAGGAUGGGAAAUGGCCUGGGAAACUUUCAACAUCCACAUGAGGGUUCCAUCAGCCUGUUGUCUUCUGCCACCUGCCUUCCCACUACUAUCUCUGGGGAGUCUCAGUCAGGGACCCCUCUCCAGACCCCAGGUCACCCCACUUCAAAGCCAGUUGGCUUUGUAUUGUGCCGAGCAUGGAGAGGAGUCAGAUGGGGUUCUAGUCCUUGGGGUUCCCCAGUUCAGGUGAUAAUAUCACAUGUGCUGGUAAAUGUCAAACCAUUUAACAGGAUUGGGGGAAGGGAACCCUUUAUUUAUAGCAUUGUCAAUUAUUUUGGUACAAAUAACCCCACCAUGGUCAAUCCAAUUUUACAUUACCAAUGCAAUGUCAAUGCCUUUGCUAAAUUCCUGACAAUCUUUUUUUUUUUUUAAUCUGAUGAGACAAGGUUUCACAUAGCUCAAGAUGGCCUCAAAUUUGCCAUGUAAUUGAAGCUGACCUUGAACUCUUGAGACUCCUGCCUUCCUCUCCCAAGUGCCAUCACACUGGCGAACAGCUGGUUCUUGCAAGCAGGGGCAGGGUGCUCCAGCACAGAUCUUGCUGAGUGGACGGGGUUGUGGGACCCUUGGUUGGGGAGGGGGCUUCCUGGAGUGGGGACUGGUAGAAAAACAGAUCAGAACAUCCAGGUGCAAGACAUAUCCUAAGCAAAGAUAUGACCAUGACCUUUUCCCUUUGCACUAGGAGGAAGUAUGGCAGAGACUCACUCCUCUUCCCAUCCACGUGUCAGGCCCAGCCAGGACCACUCAGAAUGGAUCUGUGGAACUCAGCUGGGCCAUCUCUGGGUGCUAAUCAGGGAUAGGCAAAGGUGACAGGGACUCAGCCUAGCCCUGUGGGUCCCUCUCCCUAUCCCACCUAGUUUGCCUCCUGUAUCAUCUCUGCUCUUUCCUCUUUGCCAUCGAAGGCAAGACAUCCCCAGUUGUUCUCUUAGUGUGGGUUUUUUUUUUUUUUUCAAUUGUUUUGAGAUAAGGGAUGAGAUCUUACUAUGUUGCCCAGGUUGGCUUCUAAUUCCUAGGUUCAAAGGAUUCUACCUCAUCCUCCUAAGUAGCUGGACUACAAGCACAGUUGCUGUAUUUAGAACCUAGCUCCAGAGCUCCCUCAAGUGACAAGGAGCCAUCAUAAGCCAUGACCCAAAUGGUGACUCUACAUUGUGUGAUUCAGAGUGGUCUGCCCAGAAUAGUGUAAGAUGCUCACCUCCCAUAUUCUAAGUUCUAUAUUUCUGUCAAUGUUACUGGAGUCUUUCUGGUCUUUGUUGGUGACUUCCACUUACAGACUCUCCUGGGACUUUCUUGAAGGUCUGUGACUGUCUCUUUCCUAACAGCUGCUAUGACUGAAUCCCAUCCCAGGUUAUUGUCAUCUCCUCCUACAGAGAAGCUCUGAGUUCUGUGCUGAGAUCUGGAGGAAGAAUCCUCAUCAUGACUUGGGGGAGGAGGGGUGUUUAAUGUUCAUCUGUAGUUGGGGGUGGGACUGUUGUCACCAUGAACCCAAGUCUUCCUAGUCCCCGUUCUCUCCUGCAGGUAUCCUAGAGACCCAAAACCCCAGCACCCAUGUGGAUGGAGACUAUACUGUGGCCCUACCAGGAAGCUUCCUUUGAACCACUGCCUGAAACUUUCUGAGAACAUAGAGCCCGGGAGGACAGGAAGACCACUAACCACCCAGUUCUGUGGCAAGCACCGGUGGUGCUGGUUCCUAGGGGAACCAGAUACAGACUAAGCUCACACCUUCACGCCCCAGUAGGACUGUCUGUCCCCUCCAUGUGGACAUCUGGCCUUGCUGCCCAGCACCCAGCCCAUUUGCCUGGUGGGUGAGAUUCCUGACCUUGCUGCCUUGUGCUAUUUUCAGCCCAAGUAAGACCAAGAUUUUCCACUCCCAGCUUCAGACCAUUGUUCAACAGUGACAUGAGGUGACCUGCCUGUCCUCAAAAUAUCUCCUCUUUUUC
Molecule: messenger RNA, 4204 nt
Organism: Nannospalax galili (Upper Galilee mountains blind mole rat)
Lineage: Eukaryota; Metazoa; Chordata; Mammalia; Rodentia; Spalacidae
Gene: P2ry2
Product: purinergic receptor P2Y2
Exons: 2
Coding region: 466-1617 (383 amino acids)
Biological process (GO): phospholipase C-activating G protein-coupled receptor signaling pathway; positive regulation of mucus secretion; blood vessel diameter maintenance
Cellular component (GO): plasma membrane
Molecular function (GO): G protein-coupled purinergic nucleotide receptor activity; G protein-coupled UTP receptor activity; A1 adenosine receptor binding
Source: RefSeq, a predicted model, not a curated record